AUGACGGACUUGCUUAGUUCAGUGCAGCUAACUGUGUACCUUGGGAAACGAGAUUUUGUGGAUCAUCUUGACCACGUGGAUCCCGUUGAUGGAGUAGUGCUGGUGGACCCAGAUUAUUUAAAAGAUAGAAAAGUGUGGGUAACUUUGACGUGUGCAUUUCGCUAUGGUCGAGAAGAUUUGGAUGUUUUGGGGCUAUCCUUCCGAAAAGAUCUCUACAUUGCUACAUUUCAAGCUUUCCCCCCACUGCCUGAGGAAAAGAAACCCUUGACACGGCUACAGGAACGACUGGUGAAAAAGCUUGGUGAACAUGCCUACCCGUUUUUCUUCACGAUUCCUCAGAAUUUACCAUGUUCUGUGACCUUACAGCCUGGGCCAGAGGAUACAGGAAAGGCAUGUGGGGUAGAUUAUGAAAUACGAGCAUUUUGUGCUAAAACUCUUGAGGAGAAGAUCCAUAAGAGGAAUUCUGUGCGCUUGGUUAUUCGAAAAGUACAGUAUGCACCUGAAAAACCAGGGCCCCAACCAAUGGCAGAGACCACCAGACAUUUUCUUAUGUCUGACCGAUCCCUUCAUUUGGAAGCUUCAUUGGAUAAAGAGCUGUACUACCAUGGAGAAGCAAUUAACGUCAAUGUGCAUGUUACAAACAACUCAACAAAGACUGUGAAAAAGACCAAAAUAUCAGUACGACAGUAUGCUGAUAUUUGUUUGUUUAGCACAGCUCAGUAUAAGUGCCCUGUCGCUCAGUUAGAACAAGAUGAUCAGGUUUCACCAAGCUCUACGUUCUGCAAAGUAUACACUUUGACGCCGCUUUUAUCCAACAAUCGAGAGAAGCGUGGCCUGGCACUUGAUGGAAAGCUGAAGCAUGAGGAUACUAAUCUAGCAUCCAGUACCAUUGUCAAAGAAGGUGCCAACAAGGAAGUGCUAGGAAUUCUUGUCUCCUACAGGGUAAAAGUGAAGCUUGUUGUGUCUCGUGGAGGUGAUGUAACUGUGGAGUUACCAUUUGUCUUAAUGCAUCCAAAGCCUGCUGAACAACCCACAUCCAGGCCACAAUCAGCUUUACCAGAACAAGACUCACCUGUCGACACAAAUCUGAUAGAAUUUGAGGCAAAUUACCCUCAUGAUGAUGACAUUGUGUUUGAGGAUUUUGCGCGUCUGAGACUGAAGGGAUUGAAGGAUGAUGAUGAAGAUCAUUUCUGUUAAAAUCCGAGAUGAAGGAAUGGAAAAAUAAUGAAUGUAGAUGGAAUAAUGCAAAGAAGAGCAGAAGGAGGACCAUGUCUGCGAAUCUGCUCAGCUCAGUAGCAGAUUUGAGAGUUUCUACUUGCUUCAGGACGGGCUGAAACAGAUCCAGUGAACCUUUUAAGGAGGAUGUUUUUUUUAACAUUUCUGUCCAUUGUAUCUUUUUAGAAUGUUUAUAGACUAACACAUUGAAGUUAAAGAAAACUGAGGCGGGAGGUUGGGGUUGGGGAUGGGAUGAAAUGAAAUUUCAUCAUAAUUUUAAGAUUUGUCUUGUAAAAUUUAUGUUUAGAGAGAAGUCAGUUUUAUCCCAGUUUUACUAACACUGAUCAUCUGCUGUAUUUUACCCUUUUGUUAUUCUUUCACGCUAGCAUUUUUUUUAUAUAACUGGCAUAUCGAUAACACACAAACCUCUGAGGGAACAGUGUACAAAAUUUGCAUGUAAGACUGGAAGUCUGUGUAUGGCUGUUUGUCUUUGUUCCCUUCAUUUUAAAUGGCAGACUCCCUGUCUGGUUAUGUAUCUUAUAAUUUGCUUCAUAAAUUGAAAAUGUUAAUUUACAUUUGUGCUUGUGCUCAUGCACACUUUUACAUUUGCAUUUUACUGUUCUGUUGUUAGAGCUGUGUACGCUGCUAGUCGGUGCUAAAUUACCUCUUCACAGGCGGGCGAUGAGUAGUAGACUCUUCGGGAAGUGGGAGGGGGAGUGAGAGAGACAGAUUUUGAUAAUGUAGGGGGUGGCUUUGGUUUAAAUGUGUAAUAUUGCAUUGAAGUCCACAUGAUCCAUGUUACAGUACAGGUGAUGUAGGCUGCUAGCUCCCCUGUCUCCAGGAGUAACAGUAUUAGGAAUUGUAAAGGUGGCAGAUCACUAUUUUACUGACCUACUGAAGGCAGAAUGUUUAACAGCUCAGAUGUGAAUGAGACUUUUACACAGUGUCCCAGGGUUCACUGCUAACUGUUAAAUGUUUUUUUUCCUGUGAUAUUGAGCCAGAAAUGUUUUAAUAUUUUAUACCAUCUCGGCAGCUGACUGGCCUGUCUGUUGCUGGGGACAUGGAUAAAGGAUGGUGUGGGACUGCUAAUGGUUGGCUGAAACAAUGCUGGGGGUGGCUGUUGAUACAUACUGCUUUACCCACUUUUUCUAAAAUGUAAUGAAAACAUUUUAUGGAGGCACUUCCUAGACCUGCUUGGGAUGGGGCAAAUCCCUGCCAGCUUGGAUGAUAGGUACUUGGGAGUCUAGGAAAUGGUGGGUACAAAUCAUAUGUGCAUUUAAAUGGAGAUGGCAAAGGAGGAGGAUAUAUAGGAACUUUUUAAAAAAUCCCCUCACCAGUUAUGUUAUAAUAAAAUAAAACAUCAGUAGUUAAUGUCUAUGUUGAUUAUCCUUUGUUAGGUUUAAUUAUUUAAAUUAAGAAUGGUGGGCAGGAAUUUACAAGAGUAAGUGAUAUAUGGUUAAUUAAUCUGCAUUAAUGGAGUUUUGGAGGGUACCUUCAUGAAAACUAACAAACACUUUGAUGGACUUUGCCAACUACAGAUUGUUUAUGUUUAGAAAUGUGUAUGUUCAGUGCUUGCAGCCACCAUCACAUGGCUUAUCUGAGUAUGAGCUGAGAUUAAAUUUUAUCCAAAUUUUAUGAUUUUCUUUCUGAUGACCACAUUUGCUGAAAGCAGAGAUGUGCGACUCUAGAGCCACCUUGUGUUUGUAAAAUUUUCCCACCAAAUUUCCUUUUUUUUUCCCUUUCUUUUUUUUCUUUCUUUAUGUGCCCCCUUCUCUAAUCAGUACUCUGGUUCCAUUCUUUAUCAGUCAAAAUACUGCAGGCUGUGACCAGCAUUUGAAUGUUACCUUCUCCUGAUCAGAUUAUGACAUAAUACAACUACAGUUGUAGCCAACAUUCUGAUGUGCCUUUAUGAGUAGCUUUUCUCUAUAAUCUGAAAGGAAGUUCUUGCUGCUCUUAUUAGGAUUGCUGAAUAUAAAUAAUCCUUGAUAAACUUUUUCUAAGGCUGCGUAGCUAUGGAUCGUAUAGGUAGGAUUUUCCCACAUCUUGAGAUUAGACGACACAGCUUGUGAUGUAUUUCCAGUCACCUUUUACUUCUGCUAGUUGCCUCAUUUUUUUUAAAUCAGAUUUGGCUAUUGCCUUAGCCUGAAUAGGAAUUUUGAGACCUUCUGUUAACUAACCACUGGGCAUAAUUGUGAGUUAAUACCACCAUUAAACUUUUGAUGGUAGAAAAUUGACGUAGUUGUAAAAAAAAAAAAAAUCUUGAAGUACAUAGUUCACCUGCUGUGUCAUUUUGUUACUUAGAUUGUCAUUCAGUUGCACAAAUGAAAACAUGUAUGCAUUCUUGUUAAUACUUACUUGUGAUUAAUUUGUUUGAAUGUAUCCUAUGAACAAAUGUAUUUCGAAAUCAGUAGCACUAGCCAUGAUGCUGCCCAAGUGUGUGUGUUUUAGACUCCAUACAUCAUAUGGGUUAUGAAGAUAAAGUAAAAAUGAUUCUGUUUACA
Messenger RNA from Protopterus annectens (West African lungfish), 3716 nucleotides. It is a transcript of the gene ARRB2, whose product is annotated as arrestin beta 2. Gene Ontology annotation, cellular component: cytoplasm. Lineage: Eukaryota; Metazoa; Chordata; Ceratodontiformes; Protopteridae. The transcript has 14 exons. The record is from RefSeq and is a predicted model, not a curated record. Gene Ontology annotation, biological process: positive regulation of ERK1 and ERK2 cascade; G protein-coupled receptor internalization; signal transduction. The coding region runs from base 1 to 1197 and encodes 398 amino acids. Gene Ontology annotation, molecular function: angiotensin receptor binding.